Dioszegia hungarica is the source of this 1089-nucleotide messenger RNA. RefSeq lists its product as uncharacterized. Lineage: Eukaryota; Fungi; Basidiomycota; Tremellomycetes; Tremellales; Bulleribasidiaceae. The transcript is spliced from 3 exons. The record is from RefSeq and is a predicted model, not a curated record. Gene Ontology annotation, cellular component: glutamate-cysteine ligase complex. Bases 1 to 1089 code for a protein of 362 amino acids. Gene Ontology annotation, biological process: glutathione biosynthetic process. Gene Ontology annotation, molecular function: enzyme regulator activity; glutamate-cysteine ligase catalytic subunit binding.
AUGUCGUCUUCCGCCCAGCCCAGCUCGCUCCUCCUCUUCACCUCCUCCCAAGCGCCCCUCCCUACUCGCUACCCCCAUCCCCACAAGCCUCGCUUCGUCAUCCCUCCCUUGGUCCACCGUACGCUCCACAACGCGCUCGAUGCCAAGCCGGCCGACGGGUCUGACUCAAACGGGGACACCUCGGCGCCAGGCUUCCAGGUGGAUCAGGGCUGUCUGAUCCUUCCUCACCCGGACAGUAUGGUCAAGCACGACCUCCCACCCUCAAGCCGCACUCCUACUCCUCCUUCAGAAGCCGUCAAUCACGCCGAUACCAACGUCGUCAAUGACGCUGUUCACUCGGAGGGGGACAUGGAGCUCACGCUCAAGCUCCACCUGGUCGGCUCAAGCAGCGCCGAGGAGCGGACACGAUGGGUCGACGAGGCGCUAUCCACCUUGUCGACGUACAAGGGUCUCGGCGCGGGCUCGGUGGACACUCUUCUGGUAGGGUGGAAAGGAGUGGAUUAUAAGGGCAAGAAGACGGCAGUGAGCGAGUUCUUUGGAUGCGGGGCGGAGGGGCUGGAAGGUGGAGGCGGUGCGGAAGCGUCAGAGGAGGUCGAGGAGGAGGUCAGGGAUAGUUGGGGACGAAUCGUGGAGGCACUGAAGGGGGAGGGGGAGCAAAGGGUGAAGCGGCUUGGGACAAUGUACCUCCCGCUCGGGGUGCUGCAGCGUCUGACGACGGGCAAUGGCAAGGUGCAGAAGCCGGAAAUUAACAUGCUGGAUACGCCCGAUUGCCAUCAUCUUCCGAAGGAGUACUCGGGGUUUGCGAAGGAGCAUGCAGUGGAGUUGUGGGCGGGUGGAGGGGGAGAGGGUGCAGACCCCUUACCAGAUGCAGAGCUCCACAAUCUGCUUCAAGAAUUCGCCUCACCUCUCGGUCUCAAAUCCAUCUCGGACCUCAUCCCCCUCCGCGCCGAUCAGCUCAAAUAUGAUCUGGCAUCGCCAUCAUCGGUACAACCGGGCGUGCAGGUCAAGUGGGUCUUGGGCUACACGGUGCUGUCAAAAGCGAGGAACGUAGUCAAGGACAGGGGAUAUGUCAUCUCGGCCACAUUGUAG